AUGACGGGAGGAUCAAAAUUCGAGGUCUCGAAAUUUGAUGGUCAUGGCAAUUUCGGAUUAUGGCAGACGAGAGUAAAAGAUUUAUUGGCGCAACAAGGAAUUCAGAAAAGGCUGCGCGCAGAAAAUCCAAAGGGGAUGGAAGACGAUGAUUGGCAAGAUCUGCAGGAACGGGCGGCCGGGACGAUUCAGUUGUGCCUUGCAGAUGAAGUUAUGUAUCACGUUAUGCAUCUCAAAUCGGCGGAUGAGAUCUGGAAGAAACUGGAAUCGCAGUUUAUGUCGAAAACCCUAACGACAAAACUGUAUCUAAAGCAAAGGUUAUACGGGCUGAAGAUGCAGGAGGGGACCGAUUUAGGGCAACAUGUGAAUAUCUUCAAUCAGGUUUUCACGGAUUUGGCUUCACUCGAAGUCAAGAUUGAAGAUGAAGAUAAGGCGAUGAUCUUACUGUGUUCGUUACCUCCUUCUUACGAACAUAUGGUGACUACCCUUACAUAUGGGAAAGAAACGAUCAAGACUGAGGAGAUUACUUCAGCGUUGUUGGCUCACAACCAGCGGAAACAGAAAUCUGGAGAGUCAUCUUCUCAAAGUGACAGCUUAUAUGUGAAGGGUAACCAGGAUCGUGGAAGAAGACAUGGGCGAGAUAAUUCAGGAAAUCGGAAUUUCAGAUCCAAGUCACGAGACAAAUCGCAAGGGAGGAAAACUGUGACGUGUUAUAAGUGCAAGGAACAAAGGGCACUUUAA
Striga hermonthica is the source of this 738-nucleotide messenger RNA. NCBI's taxonomy places the organism in Eukaryota, Viridiplantae, Streptophyta, Magnoliopsida, Lamiales, Orobanchaceae. The record is from the annotation of a GenBank genome assembly.